This is a messenger RNA of Drechmeria coniospora, 3462 nucleotides long. RefSeq lists its product as uncharacterized. Gene Ontology annotation, biological process: GPI anchor biosynthetic process. NCBI's taxonomy places the organism in Eukaryota, Fungi, Ascomycota, Sordariomycetes, Hypocreales, Ophiocordycipitaceae. The transcript is spliced from 2 exons. Gene Ontology annotation, cellular component: endoplasmic reticulum. Bases 1 to 3462 code for a protein of 1153 amino acids. The record is from RefSeq and is a predicted model, not a curated record.
AUGUUGAUUGCGGCUCAUCUCCGCCAUGGCUUGCGCCUUAUGGUGCCCCUGGCGAUGGCCUGCACCGUCUACCUCUACCUCUACCCCGUCUUCAGCGGAUGUGCCUUUCCCGUCGAGUCGAGGGAUCCCCGAGAGGCCUUUGACGAGCUCAAGAAGCUGCACUGGCCCUUUGCCGGCCACGAUGACGCCGCCGCGCUGCCCACCAAGCUCGCGCCCUUUCGGCUCCUCGCUCUCGGCGACCCUCAGCUCGAAGGUGACACGUCGAUCCCGACGGCCUACCUCGGCGUCAUGCCGCACGUCUGGAGCCUCGCGAGGCACUUGACCUUCCAGACGGAGCUCAUCUCCCUGCGCGAUCGCGUCCGCAUGGUGCUGCACGACGGCAUCGACAUCUUCCUCGAGGACGUGCCGAAUCUGCUGGAGUCGAUCCGCAAGCGCUUCGACCUCCUUGGCAACGACUUCUACCUCGCCCACAUUUACCGAACGCUGCACUGGUGGACGCGCCCGACGCACGUCUCCAUUCUCGGCGACCUUCUCGGGAGCCAGUGGAUCGAGGACGACGAGUUCGACAGAAGGGGUGAGCGCUAUUGGAACCGCACCUUUCGCGGUGGCGAGAGGUUACCCGACGAGGUAGCCCUGUACCCGACCCGCGAGUACAACAUCUCGGGCCGGCUGGACGGCUCGCUCCAUGAGCAGGUCUGGGCUCGGAGGAUACUCAACGUCGCGGGCAACCACGACAUCGGAUACGCCGGAGAUCUCACGCCCGAGCGCCUCGACCGAUUCGAGCGCGUCUUUGGCAAGGCAAACUACGAGCUGCGAUUCGACCUUCCCUUGUCCGAUGCCGAGGGCAAGGGAAAGGCUGAGGCGGAGGGCGGGAGCGAUGUCGACCCGUCGGCCAGUGACGACGCCGGGAUGGACGGCGCCGAGAAGGUCACCGCCGGGACGGACGAUGCCAUUCACAACAAUGCCGUUUAUGAUGAGCCCGUCAACGACGAUGCUAUCAACAAUGACGCCGAGCAGGGUAAUGCCGUUAAUAACAACGCUGAGAAUAGUAAUGCCGACAAGGACGAAGCCGUGCAUGGCGACGUCGUGGUGGAGAAUACCGACAACGUCAACGCUGAGGGCGACAACGCCGUGCAUGGCGACGUCGUGGUUGAUACUACCGAGAACGUCAACGCUGAGAGCGACAACGCCGUCACUGACAACGCCGAGAAGGACCAAGCCGAUAAUGGCGACGUCGUGGUUGAUGAUAUCGAGAAGAUCAAUGCCGAGGACGACAACGCCGUCAACGACAACAGUAUCGUCAAUGACAACGCCGUCAUCGAUAACGCUGCUAGUACCAAUGCCAUCAACGAGAAUGCCGCCGACGACAAUACGGUCAACGAGAAUGCGGUCAACGACAAUGCUAUCAACGACAAUGCUAUCAACGACAAUACGGUCAACGAGAAUGCGGUCAACGAGAAUGCUGUCGGCGACAAUAUGGUCAACGAGAACGGCGUCAACGAGAACAGCGUCAACGAGAAUGCGGUCAACGAGAAUGCCAUCAACGACUAUACGGUCAAUGAGAACGCUGUCAACGACAAUGCGGUCAACGACAAUGCUAUCAACGAUAAUACGGUCAAUGAGAACGCCGUCAACGAUAACGCCGUCAACGACAAUACUGUCAACGAGAACUCCGUCAACGAGAAUGCCGUGAACGAAAAUACGGUCAACGAGAAUACGGUCAACGAGAAUGCUAUCAACGACAACGCUAUCAACGACAAUACGGUCAACGAGAAUGCCAUCAACGACAAUACGGUCAACGAGAACGCCGUCAACGAAAACGGCGUCAACGACAAUACGGCCAACGAGAAUGCCAUCAACGACAAUACGGUCAACGAGAACGCCGUCAACGAUAACGGCGUCAACGACAAUGUCGUCAACGAGAAUGCUGUCAACGACAACGUCGUCAACGAGCAUGCUGUCAACCACAAUACGGUCAACGAGAACGGCGUCUAUGAGAACGGCGUCUACGAGAAUGCCGUCAACGACAAUGCCAUAAACGACUAUGCGGUCAAUGAAAACGCCGUCAACGACAACGCCGUCAACGACAACGCCGUCAACGAAAACGCCGCCAAUGACUACGCCGUCAACAACGUCGUUCAUGAAAACGCCGAGGAGACCGACGAUACCCGGCUCCCGCCCCAGAUUCGGGUCGUCGUCCUCAACGACAUGAACCUCGACACGCCCGCCAAGAGCCAGAAGUUGCAGGAUGCGACUUACAAGUUCAUCAACGCCAUCAUCUCCACCUCGGCCCAGGUCGGCAAGAAGGGUCUCUUCACCCUCGUCCUGACACACAUUCCCCUUUACAAGCGCGAGGGUGUCUGCGUCGACGCCCCCUUUUUUGACUUUCACACGCACGAGGACGGAGGAGGCGUCAAGGAGCAGUACUUGCUGAGCUCCGACGCCAGCAAGGGAUUCCUCGAGGGCAUCUACGGCGUCAGCGGGGACCCGACCGCACCGGGCCUUGGCCUGGGGCGCAGCGGCCUCGUCAUCAAUGGCCAUGACCACGAGGGCUGCGACACCUACCACUUCAUCAACCAGACCAACGGCACGACCGCCAGCGAGCGCUCCUGGGAGGCCGUGCGGUGGCGGGAUGCCCAAACCAGCAACCUGCUGGGUCAGCACAUGAUCCCCGGCCGGCGCGAGAUCACCGUCCGCAGCAUGAUGGGCGACUACGGCGGCAACGCGGGCCUGCUCAGCAUGUGGUUCAACCAGACCACCUGGGAGUGGGAGUACGAGUACGUCGACUGCCCGCUGGGGCGCCAGCACUUCUGGUGGCUUACCCACUUCCUCGUCCUCGGCGUAUUCUUGCUCGCCAUCCUCUACGCCGCCAUCACGGCGCUCGAGGCCAAGGGCUUCGACGUCGACGCCUCCGUCUUCCGAGCCGUUCGCUGGCUUCGAAACGGCCUCGAAGAGUUGAGCCGAAGGCGCAUUGAGGUGCGCAUUCGCGUCGUUGAGCGACAGUCCAAGGGAGGGAGCCGGCCGAAGAAGGGAAGCUCGCCGAAGAAGGGCGAUUCGACGGAGAAGGGCAGUUCGACAAAGGAGGGCAGUUCGUCCAAAAGAGGCAAGCCGUCCAAGGGGGCCAGGUCGACCAAGGAGGGGAGCCUGCCCAAAGAGGAGAGCUCGUCCAAGGAAGGGAGCUCGUUCAAAGGGGGCAACCUGCCCAAGGGGAGAGUGGUCCAGAUCAAGAGCGAGGGAGGGGCAACAGAAGCAGGCUCCUUUGUUUCUUGCCGUCGCAUGGACGGCAUCUCUGACGCAGAUGCAAGCGAUGCAGUACGGCAGCUCGAGUGCGUCCUUGGUGUCACGCGCGGACGUAUCGCCGAGGGCCUCGCGAUCAGGUCGUCGUACCACCCGCCACCCGUCUCGCCUGUCAAGAAUCCCCAACCAAGAGACGAGGCCGAGGCGCCUGUGGACGCUGUCUGA